UGGCCUAAAACCUCAUAUCGGCCGCAGUCCAUUAGGGUUUUGAGCUCUGAACCUCAAAGUUCAAGCAUAAGCCCAUCUUCUUCUCCUUCUCCCUCCAGAAUUUUUUCUUGAAUUACGAUUAAAAAAUAAUCAUAAACGAUAAAGUAUAAACCCUAAACCCUGCUUUAGAUACAGAGGUUUUUGUUUCACCAUUGGUUUGCGACGUCAGUUGUUCUAAAAAUUCUUGAUGGGAAUUAGGAAAAUCUGUCGUCAGAAGAAGGUUCCUUCACGGCAAUUCAAAUAAUGCCUUCGAGGCAAUACAGAUGACACCCUCAAAGCUUUACAAAUAACGCCUUUGAGGCAAUAAAGCUAACAGCUUAAAGGCAAUACAGAUAAAUCCUUCGAGGCCAUGCAAAUAAUGCCUCUGAGGCGAUGCAAAUAGUGUAUCAUACAAACGAUGCCUUCGAGGCUAGUGGCUACUCAAAUAACGCCUUCGAGACUACACAAAUAACUCCUUCAGGGCCAUUAAUUUAUUAUGUUAAUGAUGUUGACAAAUCAUUGUUGGACAAUUUCAAGGGCAUCACCUUUCAUUAAUUUUCAGUGACGUUCCAUGGUUUAUGCUUGAAAAAUACUCGUCUAAGCCCUUAAGCUAUAUUGCAUUACUGCUGCAUAGGGUGCUCACUAUGGACGCCCUAACUAGUCAUAAUGAGAUAGCUGAUUCAGAGGCACAACCGAAUAAGCGCAGGCGGAAGAAGUCCAUAGUUUGGGAACAUUUCACAAUUGAAACAAUUGAUGCGGACUGUACCAGGGCUUGUUGUAAGCAGUGCAAAAAGUCCUUUGCGUAUAUUAGUGGCUCAAAGUUAGCAGGCACCAGCCAUCUCAAACGGCAUAUUGCCUUGGGUAUUUGCCCGGUGAAUCGAAGCAACCAGGAGAAGAAUCAAACCCCAUAUAACCCCGCUGUGCAAACUAAUGGUUCUGCAAGUGCUACUCUUAAAUCAAGAAAGCGCUACAGAGCUACUCCAGGACCAACAAGUAUCCCAUUUGAUCAGACCCGUUGCUGCUAUGAGAUUGCAAAAAUGAUAAUUCAGCAUGACUACCCACUUGAGAUGGUGGAACACUCAGGAUUUAAUAAGUUUGUUCGAAGUCUUCAGCCAUUAUUUAGUUCAGUGAGUGUCAAUACCAUCCAAGACCACAUUUUUAACAUUUACCUGAGAGAAAAGCAAAGCCUUUUGAACAUUAUUAGUGCAAUUCCUGGACAUGUUAGCCUGACACUGGAUUUAAGAACUUCAGAUCAGAGUUUAGGCUAUGUCUUCUUAACAGGAUACUUUGUUGACUGUGAUUGGAAAUUGCAGCGGCGACUUCUCAAUGUUAUCAUGGUACCUUUUCCUGAUUCAGAAGUUGCCUUCAAUCAUGCUGUUGCCGCAUGUUUGACAGAUUGGUGUUUAGAGUCUAAGCUAUUCACUCUCACACUGGAUCGAUCCUUCGCAAAUGACAAUGUUAGAAAAAACCUGGGACAUCUACUGUCGAUCAAGGGAGGAAAUAUUCUCAAUGGUCAGCUAAUAAUUGGUAGUUGUUGUGCUCAUGUUCUGAGCCAUCUUGCACAGGAUGCGUUAGAUUCCAUGAGAGCAAUUGUUGAGAAGGUCCGCCAAAGUGUUAAGUUUGUUAAAACCGCAGAUGCCCACGAAGAAAAGUUUCUUGAGCUGAAGAGACAACUUCAAGUUCCCAGUGCAAAGGAACUUAUUGUUGAUGACCAAACAAAAUGGGAUACCACAUAUCAAAUGCUGAUGAACGCUUCUGAGCUGAAACAAGUAUUUUCUUGCUUGGAUACUUCUGAUCCUGAUUAUAAGGUGACUCCUACAAUGGCUGAGUGGAAGCAGGUUGAAAUUCUCUGUGCAUACCUGAAGCUUUUCUUUGAUGCAGCCAACAUUUUAACUUCCUCGACAUAUGCAACGGCUGAUGUGUUAUUUCAUGAAGUGUGGAAAAUUCAGCUCGACCUGAUGCAGGCAGCCCAUAGCCAGGAUCAUUUCGUAAGCAAUUUGACUAAACCAUUGCAGGAGAAGUUUGACAAAUACUGGACUGAUUGCAACCUGGUUUUAGCAGUUGCUGUUGUUAUGGAUCCUAGAUUCAAAAUGAAGAUAGUCGAGUUCACCUUUAACAAGAUCUAUGGUGAAGAAGCUGAAACUUGGAUCAAGAUUGUUGAUGAGGGAGUGCAUGAACUGUUUUGUGAUUACAUCGUGCAAUCACUUCCUCCGCCUCCGCCUAAUUUUGUGGAUGAAGCAAAUGAGAAUAUUAUAAAAUCAGAAUUCUGUCAGGAAGAUAAUUUCCUUCCUAAUGGUGAUACAUUUGCAGAUUUUGAUGUCUAUCUCCAUGACAUUAUGAACAAUCAGCAGAUGAAAACAGAGUUAGAUCAGUAUCUUGAAGAAUCUCUCAUGCCCCGUUCACAAGAUUUUGAUGUUUUGGGUUGGUGGAGAAUAAACAGAUCCAAGUACCCCACUCUCUCCAAAAUGGCAUCUGAUAUUUUAUCCAUCCCCGUCUGCACAGUAACUCUAGAUUCUGUGUUCGACACUACACCGCGAAAUUUGGACAGCCACCGUAGUUCUUUGAGACCCAUAACUCUUGAGGCUCUCAGUUGUGCAAAGGAUUGGCUCCAAUAUGAAUCUUGGGAGCUCCCAUCCGGAGUCCCAGCAUCAAUGGUUAAAAUGGAGUAUUAGCUUUGUUAGUAAAGAUUUUUUUCUUUUAGUUUCUUUUUUGUUUUCUUUUGCUUCGCCUUUAUAUUAACAUUUUUGUGCACACAAGCUUAUAGGUCAAUGAAAUUCAUAUUCUUUCA
This is a messenger RNA of Nicotiana tabacum (common tobacco), 2806 nucleotides long. Its product is annotated as zinc finger BED domain-containing protein DAYSLEEPER. Gene Ontology annotation, molecular function: protein dimerization activity; DNA binding. The record is from RefSeq and is a predicted model, not a curated record. Lineage: Eukaryota; Viridiplantae; Streptophyta; Magnoliopsida; Solanales; Solanaceae.